Molecule: messenger RNA, 1523 nt
Organism: Quercus robur (English oak)
Lineage: Eukaryota; Viridiplantae; Streptophyta; Magnoliopsida; Fagales; Fagaceae
Product: lysM domain-containing GPI-anchored protein 1-like
Exons: 5
Coding region: 83-1303 (406 amino acids)
Source: RefSeq, a predicted model, not a curated record
AUUGAAUGAAUGAUAAGGAUAACAUCUUUAACACUGCACUAUCUUAUUCCAACACAAUUCUAGCAACUUACAAAAAAGUUAAAUGAGAAAUCUAGUUCAACUUCUUCCUCCUCUAGUCCUUCCAAUUCUUUCAUUCUUCAUUCUUACUCCUUCUCUAAUACAUGCAAAAUCUGUAAUCGAACCAUGUAGCUCUUCAGACUCAUGCACCUCUCUUCUCUCUUAUAUUUUGCCAUGGGACUCUAAGAUCUCUGAGAUUGCAUCUCGUUUCCAAGUAAAUAUUUCUGAUAUCCUAGCUGCUAACUCCAUCAACCCUGAAAUACCAUCACUAGGGAAUCAGAUUCUUCGAGCUAACUCUCAUGUGAAAGUACCCAUUUCAUGUCCAUGCGUGGAUGGUAUCCGACGGUCUAUGUCAACCACUUAUAGAGUCCAGGAAGCUGACACUGCAGAGUCUGUAUCACAUGGAUAUGGUGGGAUUGUUAGUGCUGAGCAAAUUACAAUUGUGAAUGGUAUUAAUGCCAGUAACCCAUUGUUAAACAGGCAGAGCCUAGUGAUACCAUUGCCAUGUACAUGCUUCAACAAUAGUAACAAUGGGGUCACCACAGUGUACAUGUCAUAUGUGGUGCAAAGUGGAGAGAACUUGAGCAGCAUAGGACUUGAAUUCGGCACAACUGUUAUGGACUUGAAGGCUAUCAAUGGGCUUGGACAACCGGUAAUUGAUCAGGGAGACAUAUUAGCCAUUCCAAUUUCAGCAUGUUCUUCGAAAAAUCUUAACUGGUACAAUGAGAGUCUAAUUGUGCCAAAUGGUUCGUAUGCUUUAACUGCCAACAACUGCAUCAAAUGCAAUUGUGGAGCAUCCGAUUUCAACUUGCAAUGUUUUCCAUCUGGUAUCGCUGUCCCAUGCUCUCAUUUACAGUGCAAAGGAUCUAAUCUCUUUGUUGGUGAUGCGUAUGUGAAUCAAACAGCAGCUGGUUGCAAUGUCAGCACGUGUAUGUACCGUGGCCAUUGCGGUGGCAAAAUUUUCAGAAGUUUAUCAAGCUCUUCUUAUGUCCAGUGCCCAGGAAAGCAAAAUUAUAGUGCAGCCUCACCCUUGGGAUCUCCGUCAUCACCUAAUCCAUUAAUCCCAUUUAUAACAGUAACUCCAUCUCCAUCACCCUUUCCAGGUUCUACUCGAACUGUUGGUAUUGCUUCCUUUGGUCCUACAAGUACACAAUAUUCAAACAUAUCUAAUAAUGGUGGCUUGCUUGGCAAAGAUUCAUGUUGCAAUUUAUUGCUACUGGCCCUUGCCCUUUAUUAUUUCUUGUGAUAAUUAAAUGGCAUCUUGAAGUACUUCCUAUCUAAAGGAACAAAUGUCAUUCCCAAAUGUAUAAGCAAAUUUCACUUCAUGAUACCUAAAAUUGCUUAAGCUUAAAUGAAACUUCCUCUUCUUGUAAAGGAAAAAAUGAGGAUGAAGUCCUAGGGUUCAAAAUUCACUGAAUGCUUGUAUAACUUACCACUAAAAAAUAAGAUCUAAAAUUUUUGAACAA